Molecule: messenger RNA, 1593 nt
Organism: Phytophthora sojae
Lineage: Eukaryota; Oomycota; Peronosporomycetes; Peronosporales; Peronosporaceae
Exons: 1
Coding region: 1-1593 (530 amino acids)
Biological process (GO): protein O-linked glycosylation
Cellular component (GO): Golgi apparatus
Molecular function (GO): alpha-1,3-mannosyltransferase activity
Source: RefSeq, a predicted model, not a curated record
AUGCAGCGCCGAUCUCACCCCGACGAGCGCGCCGUGCUGCCCACCGUCGCCCGCAGCGGCCGCGCCUCGCCCUUCAGCAGCCCGCACGCCAUGCCGCGCCGCAUCUCGCGCCCGCUGCUGCUCCUGCUGGUGCUGGGCGUCCUCGGGCUGCUCGUGGUCACCGCCAAUUUCAUGUUCACGUGGCGCGCCACGUCAGUCGCCCGCGCGCGGGCCGAGGAGCACCUGGCCAGUCUGCGCGAGAACGCGGGGGCGACCAACACUCUGGGCAACGCCCACGGCAACGCCCUCAAUGCAGCGGACGGCCAGGCGCCGCCCGCGCGCCAGCCGCAGGACGAGUUCUCGGCCGACGACGUCCAGCGCAUGGAGAAGCAGCUCGUGUACACGAUCCACCAGGUGGCGCAGCGCACCAGCGAGCCGCGCGGCAUCGUGCUGCCCUUGUUCGACGGCAUUGCCGCUCUGGGGCUGUCGAUUAUCAUGGAGCUGCGCGCCUUUGGCGUGGACCUGCCAAUUGAAGUGCCGCACUGCGGAGACCUGAAGGAGUCGCUGCAGCGCACUGUGCUGAGCAAGGAGGACAUGGGCGUCAUCCGCUUCUACGACGUGUGCGAGCUGGCCUCCAAGACCGCCAGCACGCUGGACGCGUCGCGCAAGGUGUUCUGCCAGAGCCUGCGCAACUGCCACCGGUCCUACCGCUCCUUCGACGUCAAGCUGCUGGCCGUGACCUUCUCGCAUUUCGAGGAGCUCAUGCUGCUGGACGCCGACACGCUCUUCUUCGAGAGCCCCAUGUCGCUCUGGGACACGGACAAGUACAGGAACACAGGCACGCUCUUCUUCCACGACCGUCUGAGCCAGGACAACAUGUUCCUCGGCAACCGCAUCCGCGGCAACGCGGACGUGAGCGAGCUGAACCAGUACAUCUCGCGCUUCGACGUAUCGCCGUUCGCACCUCUGGGCAACAUUGAACGACCAAAGGCUACGAGCGAGAACAAGAUCCCCGUGGAGCUCAACAACUACUCGCCGAGCGAGCACCUGCUGACGAGCCACUCGUGGAAUCACCGCGCAGGCCACGAGAUGGACUCGUCGCUCGUACUGUGGAGCAAGAAGCGCCAGCCGCGCGCCACCGCCAUUCUGGCGGCGUUCGCGGCGCUCAAUGGUAUUGGCCGCCCGCCUUCCUAUGGCGACAAGGAGCUCUUCUUCAUCGCUGUGGAGCUUGCUGAGACACAGUACUCCUUCUCCGACUUUGGCGUUGGCGGCGUGGGCUGGGACUUCCGGGACCACGGCCCGGGCAAGUCGGUCGUGUGCGGCCACGCGUCGCACUACUACCCGGUGAAGCCGGCGGACCUCAGCACCGCCGCAAACACCAGCGUGUUGUACCUGAACAGCGACGCCAUCCUCGAGUACGACCCCAAGAAGAAGCCCGUAUACUACAGCCAGGCGCGGCUAUACGAGGUGUACGCGGGCUCGUUCGUGGAGCGCGACCUGCCUCAGGAAUGUCCGUUCGACGUUACGGGCGUGCGCUUCUCUUCUGACCAGGAGGACCGCAUGCUCUUGCGCCAGCGCUUCCAUGAGAUCGCCACGGCGUGGAUGGAGGAGUAG